Messenger RNA from Poecile atricapillus (Black-capped chickadee), 1323 nucleotides. RefSeq lists its product as uncharacterized. NCBI's taxonomy places the organism in Eukaryota, Metazoa, Chordata, Aves, Passeriformes, Paridae. The transcript has 5 exons. The coding region runs from base 1 to 906 and encodes 301 amino acids. The record is from RefSeq and is a predicted model, not a curated record.
AUGACAUUAAUUAAAUGCUUUGUUGUUGUCCUUGGCGAACCUGUUGCAGAAGAGGUGUUUAUGUCUUCCUUUGGGCAUGUUGUGCAGGUGGGACCAGAUGGAGAUGGAGUUUUGACAGCCACACACUCAGAGGAGCCCCAGAAAAGCCUGAAGCGGGGGACCGGCACUUCCAGCAAGGGCUGCGUGCAGCACCCAUCGCCUGACGGGCCGCUCCCGGCCCUGCUGCCGCUCCCUCACAGAGCUGUGCCCACACAGCCCGCUGCCGCGGCCCGGCCGGGCGAGGAGCUGCCCCUGAGGGCAGGGGAUGGGAGAUGUCCUGCUCACCCUGCACCUCUGGGAAAGGGCUGCCAGCAGCCAGAGGCUCAGGAGGACCAGCUGAGGAGCAGCCCAUCGAGGAGAGUCAAGUGGUGGGGCCGGCUCUGUGCAGCCACAGAGCCCUCUUGUGUUGUCUGCUGGGUUGCAGACCAGCCAGAAGAGCAGCCGGUUCCUUUCACGAGACCAAGCAAGGCAACCUUUCUUUGGACCCAUCUCCCUUCAGUGCUGUCUCCCUUUGAGGGAAGCCACCUCAGGCACCGGGACUUUGUGCAGUGGAGGCUAAUGAGAGCAGAGAGUUCCUUCUGCCACGUUUUUUCUCUCCUUCACAAUGGGCUCAACCAGGAGAACUGGGGAGGAUCAUCAUGGGACCAAGACUGCAAAGUUUACAAGACAAAGCAUGAAAAUGAAGUGUUUGCCUUGGAGCCACCCCAGGCCCAGAGAACAGUGACCCUGCAAAGCAUCGGUGUGUGCAAGGCUCAGGACUCGGCGCUGCAGCCUGGAAGGAUCUCGCACACAGCACCGGGCAGUGCCUCAGUGUGGCUUGGGACUCCUCCUGCUCUCCUUGUCCACUUGCUCAGAGCACAGGAUUAAGAAAGGAGUCAGGUUUCUGUUUGCUUUCCCACUAGAGAUGGUUUCUGAAGUUUCCAGUCUGGAAUAUUUGACAUUUCAAGGACAUCACAACAUCCUGUUUCUCUUUCUAUAACCCUAUAUGUUUUUUCUGUUUCUAGUAGCCACCCCCAUUCUCUAAAGCUGUGGGAAUUUCCUGUAUAGGGACAGAAGAUAUGCUAAGAGUGAAGCUCCUAAGGAGAAAAACACAAAGAGCUGAUGUUUCAUUCUCUUCCUUAUUUCCCUUCUCUUAGCUAUUUGUCUUUCACCUCAGUAAAUAUUGAUGAAAGGGAAUGCUGGAGAGGUGGGGUUCUCACUGUUAGUCAUACUUAAAGAUAUCAAUACACUUAAUUUUCAAAAUCCUACCCUAUGUCCAUUCUCCAACUGUGGCAAGUAUGCCAC